CAGCCAUCGGCUGCCUCUUCUAAGGAUGAGCCAGCUUCACCCCUGGGUAACAUGCCACCCUUCCCAUGUGGUCAGUGUCAGAGGAGUCCUCACUGGUGCCUUCUUCAUCCUGGGAUGCUGGGGGCUCUCCGAUUUCCAGCAGAGUUUUCUUCAGGCUCUGGAACCCAAGGAGGUAUCAUCUCAUCUUGGCCCUGAUGCUGCUGUGCCCAUAGGUCACUCUUCCUCUCACCUCAAGAGACUGAGAUGGGGAAGGGCUGUGGAGGACAUUCUGCACCUGGAGCUGCUGGUGGCUGCGGGCCCCGAUGUCUAUCAGGCUCAUCAGGAAGACACAGAGCGCUACGUGCUGACCAACCUCAAUAUCGGGUCAGAACUGCUGAGGGACCCAUCCCUGGGGGCUCAGUUCAGAGUGCACCUGGUGAAGUUGAUCAUUCUCACCGAGCCCAAGGGUGCUCCAGAUAUCACAGCCAACAUCACCUCGUCUCUGAUAAGUGUCUGUGAAUGGAGCCAGGCAAUCAACCCCGCCGACGACAGGGAUCCUGGGCAUGCUGACCUAAUCCUCUAUAUAACCAGGUUUGACCUGGAGUUGCCUGAUGGUAACCGGCAGGUUCGGGGGGUCACCCAGCUUGGGGGUGCCUGCUCCCCUUCCUGGAGCUGUCUCAUCACCGAGGACACUGGCUUUGAUCUGGGGGUCACCAUUGCCCAUGAGAUUGGGCACAGCUUUGGCCUGGAUCAUGAUGGAGCUCCAGGCAGUGGCCACGCCUGUGAGACCAGUGGCCAUGUGAUGGCAUCUGAUGGUGCAGCACCUGCUAGAUGGGCCCUGGGGUGGUCCAUCUGUAGCCAGAGGCGGCUGCAGCACCUACUCAGCACAGGGCGAAUGCACUGCAUGUGGGACCCACCGGGGCUGCAGUCUGGACCCAUGCAGCACCAGCUGCUUGCAAAGCCCGGCCUUUACUACAGUGCGGAUGAUCAAUGUCGCAUCGCUUUUGGCUCCGGGGUUGCUGCUUGCACCUUCUCCAGGGAGGGUCUGGAUGUGUGCCAGGCCCUCUCCUGUCACACAGAUCCCCUGGACCAAAGCAGCUGUAGCCGCCUCCUCGUUCCUCUUCUGGAGGGAACAGAAUGUGGUGUGGAGAAGUGGUGUUCCAAGGGUCGCUGCCGCUCCCUGGCAGAGUUGACCCCCGUGGCAGCAGUACAUGGACACUGGUCUAGCUGGGGCCCCCAGAGUCCUUGCUCCCGCUCCUGUGGAGGAGGUGUGGUUACCAGGAGGCGGUGGUGCAAUAACCCCAGACCUGCCUUUGGGGGGCGUGCGUGUGUGGGUGCUGACCUCCAGGCAGAGAUGUGCAACACUCAGGCUUGUGAGAAGACUCAGCUGGAGUUCAUGUCGGAGCAGUGUGCCCAGACCGACAGCCAGCCACUGCACCUCUCCCAGGGCAGCUCCUUCUACCGCUGGAGUGCCGCUGUGCAGUAUAGUCAAGGGGACACUCUGUGCAGACACAUGUGCUGGGCUGUUGGAGAAAGCUUCAUCGUGAGACGUGCAGACAGUUUCCUGGAUGGGACCCGGUGUGUGCCGAAUGGCCCUCGGGAGGAUGGUACCCUGAGUUUGUGUGUGUCCGGCAACUGCAGGACGUUUGGCUGUGAUGGCAGGAUGGAUUCCCAGCAGGUUUGGGAUGCGUGCCAGGUGUGCGGAGGAGACAACAGCACUUGCAGUUCACAGAAUGACUCUUUCAAGGCUGGAAGAGCCAGAGAGUAUGUCACGUUCCUGACAGUUACUCCCAACAUGACCAAUGUGCACGUCGUCAACCGAAGGCCUCUUUUCACACACUUGGCGGUGAGGCUCCAGGGCCGCUAUGUUGUGGCAGGGAAGACCAGCAUCUCCCCCAGCACUACCUACCCAUCCGUCCUGGAGGACCACCGAGUGGAAUACAGAGUGACUCUCACUGGGGACCGGCUGCCCCACCUAGAGGAGGUCCACAUCCGGGGACCCAUCCAGGAAGACAUGGAGAUCCAGGUGUACAGGAGAUAUGGAGAGGAGUAUGGGGACCUCACGCGCCCAGACAUCAUCUUCACCUACUUCCAGCUGAAGCAACAGGCAGCCUGGGUGUGGGCCGCCAUGCGCGGGCCCUGCUCGGUGAGCUGUGGGGCAGGGCUGCGCUGGGUGACCUACAGCUGCCUGGAUCAAGCCCAGAACAAGUUCAUGGAGACUGCUCAGUGCCAAGGGAGCCCGCAGCCACCUGCAUGGCCAGAGCCCUGUGUCCUUGCACCCUGUCCCCCAUACUGGACAGCUGGAGACUUCGGCCCUUGCAGCCUGUCCUGUGGGGGAGGGCUUCGGGAGCGGCUGGUGCACUGCAUGGAGGCCCAGGACGGCUCCUUAAGGAUGCUACCACCAGCCAGGUGCAGUGCAGUAGCCCAGCAGCCAGAGGCAGAGGUGGAAGUUUGCAACCCCCAGCCCUGUCCUGACAGAUGGGAGGUGUCAGACCCCAGCCUUUGCUUGUCGGCCUGUGGAACAGAUCUGGCCUUGAGGAAUGUGACAUGUGUGUCUGGGGCUGGUGGCCUUGAGAUGUCAGCGACUUCAGGGCCCUGCCCCACAAAUGAGACAACAGCUGCCCUGAAGCCCUGUUUCAGGAAAGUGUGCCCUCCAGGCUGGGGUCAGGUAGACAGCACAUCUCCCGAAGAGGAAGUUCUGUCGUCCCCAGUCGGCAGUCCCAAGUCAGAGGCUCAGGCUCAACAUAUGUGGGUUCCUUUGGUGGGGCUAUGCUCCGUAUCCUGUGGGCAAGGCCGGAUGGAGAUGAACUUCCUGUGCGUGGAUUCUGUCCUCAGGACGCCGGUCCAGGAAGAGCUGUGUGCUUCCAGGAAGCCGUUGCGCCGGUGGGAGGUCUGCAGGGCAGGCCCAUGCCCUGCUCGGUGGCGGUACAAACUGGCGGCCUGCAGUGUGAGCUGUGGGGGAGGGCUCGCCCGGAGAAUCCUGUACUGCACUCGGGCUCUUGGAGAGGGUAACGAUGAGGAGUUUCUGCCCAACAGCCAGUGCCAGGAGCUGCCUCGCCCAGAGCCCCAGGAGGCCUGCAGCCCAGAGCCAUGCCCUCCCAGGUGGAAAGUCCUGUCUCUUGGUCCAUGCUCGGCCAGCUGUGGCCUUGGCACUGCCACACGCACAGUGGCCUGUAUGCAGCUUGAUGGAGGCCAGGACUGGGAGGUGGAGGAGGCCUUGUGUGCAGCUCUGGUGAGGCCUCAGGCCAGCGUCCCCUGCCUCAUCGCUGACUGUGCCUACCGGUGGCAUGUCAGCACCUGGACAGAAUGCUCUGUCUCCUGCGGGGAUGGCAUUCAGCGCCGACAUGACACCUGCCUUGGACCCCAGGCCCAUGUGCCCAUGCCAGACAACUUCUGUCGGCACCUGCCCAAGCCAGUGACAGUGCGGGGCUGCUGGGCCGGACCCUGUGCAGGGCCGAGGACCUCCAGCCUGGCACGCCACAACGAAGCCAUGCCUGCAGGCCAGACCCUGGCUGCUCUGGCUGCAGCUUCUCAGGAACGGCCCCAGCCCAGAGGCCGGGCCCAACCUCUCUUCCCAUCCUUCCAGCCUUUGGGGCCCCAGGAAAACCUGUCGGAGUCUGGUGCCUGUGGCAGGCAGUACCUGGAGCCCACAGGAACCAUUGUCAUGCGAAGUCAGGAGAAGGCAGACUGUGUGGUGGCCAUCAGGCGGCCCCUGGGUGAGGUGGUGACCCUCCAGAUCCUUGAGAGCUCCCUCAAGUGCAACGCAGAUCCGGGAUAUCCACAGCCUGAGGACCACAGCAUUUCGAGGGCAGCGGCACUCUACUGGGAGUCGGAUGGCAGCGAGGCUGAGGUGGAGUUUAGUCCCGGCUUCCUGGAGGCACCGGCGAACCUACAGGGCCAGUCCUGGACCCUUCCACCGAAGACACUGGAAGAGGACGCCGGCCUGGUCCUGCCCUAGCUUUCUGGACAGGAAAGGAAGGGACUUCACUCGCAGAGGGUCCAACGCUGCCCAUUUUAGGGUCUCUUCCCAUGUCAGGAGCUCUGGGGGACAGUGAAGAAGCAAUCCCAGCCCCUCCAUUACUUAAUAAAGGACACAGGAAACCGGACUGGUAUUUUCCUUCCAAUACCAACCCAGCCUAGCUGGAAAGCCCAUCCUACGGC
This is a messenger RNA of Nannospalax galili (Upper Galilee mountains blind mole rat), 4140 nucleotides long. It is a transcript of the gene Adamts13, whose product is annotated as ADAM metallopeptidase with thrombospondin type 1 motif 13. Bases 26 to 3937 code for a protein of 1303 amino acids. Gene Ontology annotation, biological process: extracellular matrix organization; proteolysis. Gene Ontology annotation, molecular function: metalloendopeptidase activity. NCBI's taxonomy places the organism in Eukaryota, Metazoa, Chordata, Mammalia, Rodentia, Spalacidae. The record is from RefSeq and is a predicted model, not a curated record. The transcript is spliced from 27 exons. Gene Ontology annotation, cellular component: extracellular matrix.